Molecule: messenger RNA, 1221 nt
Organism: Durusdinium trenchii
Lineage: Eukaryota; Dinophyceae; Suessiales; Symbiodiniaceae
Source: the annotation of a GenBank genome assembly
AUGUCUGUGGGCAUCCCGGAUGAGAUUCUGCAGAUGUACACUUGGCAGAUGUUCUCUGGGCUCGCCUAUUUGCACUACCAUUACAUUGCGCACAGGGACAUCAAAUGUGAGAACUACAUGAGGACGUCGAAUCAUGAAGAAGCUCCCGUAAAGCUCAUUGACCUUGGCAUCGCUGGGAACCUGCAAAAGACCUCAGAUGGCUAUCUCACAGACGUGGUGGGCACGAUCAGCACCAUGGCGCCCGAGGUGUUUACCAAGCGUUACCGAGAGUCUUGUGACAUUUGGAGUUUAGGCAUUACGCUCUACAUUUGCUCUAUUUGCUACGAGCCCUGGGUGGCUCCGUGUGGCACUCGCUACAUGGAGGAAGAUGAAAUUGCUCGAGCCUUAAAGGAUCCCAACCUGGAGAUCCCCUUCACUGACAAGAGGUGGAAUUUCCGAAGCGAGGCGAACAGGCAGUUGGUCGAGUCGCUUUGUAAGACCAAUCCAAAGGAGCGACCCAGAGCGCGCGAUGUCUUGACCAGCAAUGCAUACGUACGAAACUACCCGAUGGCCACCCUGCCGGACAUGUUGGAUGACUUGGAUUCGGCCUUCCAAUGGAUCCAGACCAACCUGUCCUCCUACGGCGGGGAUUUGACGAACUGCGCCUUGGUGGGCCAAUCCGCUGGCGCUCAACUGGCCUCAGCGUUGCUGUUGCGGCAGUGCCGGCGAGCGGAAGAGGACCUGGAAGGCGCAAAGCUGCCAUGGUCUGCCUCCAUGUUCAAGGUCUUUUUGGGCGUCUCUGGCGUUUACGACCUCCCCAUGGAGGCAGAACACAUGGAAUCGAUCGGGUUUGUCCCGUUCCUCACGCAACUGGAGGCGGAUGGCGAUAUCGCAUCCUUCUCUCCCAGCUUGAUGGUUCAGGAAGGGGCUUAUGCUCGUGCGGCUGGCCGACACCUGCCAACGGUGCAUCUUUUCCAUGGCGAGGCUGACACGAGCGUGCCUGUAGAUAUGACGACCAACUUCGCGAAAGCCUUGAGGAAGGCGAACGUGGACGUGAAGGUCCACUUGCAAAAGGAUGCUACACAUUCGGAGCCGGUGGUUGAAGGACCUCUCAACGGUGAAGACGUUCAGGCUCAGCUGUUACUGCCCUACCUGGACCGGUCUCCAGUGGCACUGCCGGCCGCGCGGCGCUACCUGCCGCGGCCGGUCUUGGCCAUGGCUAAGCGCGUGAUGCCGUUCUGA